Messenger RNA from Cylindrotheca closterium, 540 nucleotides. The record is from the annotation of a GenBank genome assembly. NCBI's taxonomy places the organism in Eukaryota, Bacillariophyta, Bacillariophyceae, Bacillariales, Bacillariaceae.
AUGACUUCCUACACCUAUUCAGGAGAGGACGACGAAGGAGGAAUACCAGACGAUACAGAUAGCCUCAUUGUCGCCGAAGCAGUUCAAAUUCUUCCCAUCAAUUUCUGCAGGCAUCACAUCCACUUGCAACAAGUUGUCCUUCCUUCAAGUCUUGGCUGCAUUCCCGGUCAUGCUUUUCAAGGUUGCGAGGCUUUACGAGAAGCGAUGAUACCUUCCACAGUCACAGUUAUUGGAGACUUUGCUUUUAGCUUAUGCACCUCCUUGACUUACGUUAGGUUCCCUGAAGGAUUGAAGACUAUCGGAAAGAACUCGUUUGCUUCCUGUGCUUUCACUCAUCUGAGAAUCCCCGGCUCAUUGGCAGUGAUUGAAGAAAACGCCUUUACUGGAUGUGUCUCAUUAGUAGAAGUUGAACUUAUUGAUGGCCUCAAGAUGAUUGGACAGGAUGCCUUUAGUACUUGCUCGAGUCUACGAGAAUUAAGGCUUCCAUCAACCGUUGAAGUCAUUAUGGGGCGAACUCAUUUGGAGACUGCUUCAAUCUGA